AUGUGGGGAUAUGGCAACACCAGCCCAUUUGACAUCAUUACCCAUCUAGUAACCAAAUACGUGGAAGGCGGAGAUGUCAUUAGUGACCGCAACGCUGUGCGCCGGAGUAGCCACUCUACAAGCCACGGGCCUAUUCAUUCAUCCCAUCGAGAAUGGAACAACGUACACCCAGAAAACCGCACCCUCAUCCACUUCAAAGAAUUCUUUCGUGAUGCCGAAAAUGUCCGCCAGACCGAAACCACUGUCAGCGCCCGCAGGCUACCACCAACGAAGCCAACGCAGACUAUCACGGACACCCAAACAGUCUCCACCGGGACUUCUACGCUCACCCAGCCACAACUGAUCGACAAGCCACGAUCACCAGGAUCGUCCAAGAGUCACUGUCGAGAACCCCAAGCACCACCGACAACACCACCACCACCGGAUCGCCCAAACCGACGCUCCACAACCAGAGCCAACACCUCGAUCGUUGGUCUCACGGCAGCCGAACUUGAUGCCAUGGGAUGGUGCUGGACUCACGGUUACUGCCAUCACCCAGCCCACAACAGUGAAACGUGCAACUUCCCAAAGAAGGGCCACAACAUCCAGGCCACCGCACAAAACAAAAUGGUAGGCAGCAACGAACGAUACCAACCCCGCCGCGGAAACUGA
This is a messenger RNA of Seminavis robusta, 651 nucleotides long. The record is from the annotation of a GenBank genome assembly. NCBI's taxonomy places the organism in Eukaryota, Bacillariophyta, Bacillariophyceae, Naviculales, Naviculaceae.